This is a messenger RNA of Fusarium mangiferae, 642 nucleotides long. Its product is annotated as putative 40S ribosomal protein S5. Gene Ontology annotation, biological process: ribosomal small subunit assembly; translation. The transcript is spliced from 3 exons. The record is from RefSeq and is a predicted model, not a curated record. Bases 1 to 642 code for a protein of 213 amino acids. Gene Ontology annotation, molecular function: mRNA binding; structural constituent of ribosome; rRNA binding. NCBI's taxonomy places the organism in Eukaryota, Fungi, Ascomycota, Sordariomycetes, Hypocreales, Nectriaceae. Gene Ontology annotation, cellular component: ribosome; cytosolic small ribosomal subunit.
AUGUCUGACGCCGGCGAGAUCGAGGUCGAGAACUCCGCCCUCUAUGAGGUGCUCCCCAAGGAUGUUGUCAAGGAGGUUGGCAAUGUCAAGCUCUUCAACAAGUGGGACUACGAUGUCGAGGUCCGCGACAUCUCCCUGACUGACUACAUUUCCCUGCGAAACCCCGUCUACGUCACCCACACUGCUGGUCGAUAUGCUACAAAGCGAUUCCGCAAGGCCAACUGCCCCAUCAUUGAGCGAUUGACCAACUCUCUGAUGCACCACGGCCGCAACAACGGAAAGAAGCUUAUGGCUGUCCGAAUUGUCGCCCACGCCUUCGAGAUCAUCCACCUCAUGACCGAUCAGAACCCCAUCCAGGUCGCUGUCGACGCCAUCGUCAACUGCGGUCCUCGCGAAGACUCUACCCGAAUUGGUUCCGCCGGUACCGUCCGACGACAAGCCGUUGAUGUCUCUCCCCUCCGCCGAGUUAACCAGGCUAUCUCUCUCCUCACCACUGGUGCUCGCGAGGCCUCUUUCCGCAACGUCAAGUCCAUUGCCGAGUGCCUUGCUGAGGAGCUGAUCAACGCUGCCAAGGGUUCCAGCAACUCUUAUGCUAUCAAGAAGAAGGACGAGUUGGAGCGUGUGGCCAAGAGCAACCGAUAA